CGGUUGGUCGCUGGGGCGCUAACUCGGCGUCCAGUGCCAGCCAAGCUUGGGCAGGUUGUUGGAGGCAUAUUUAGUGGGCUCUUGGAACCGCCUGGAAAUCCAGCUUUUUGGAACGUGAGGCGAGACGGGAGGGACCUGCCUAGCAAUAUGGAGCCGGCUGGGGAAAGCCAAGCAGCGUUCAAGCCGGAGCUAAAAUGCCGUGGGCAAUUCUCUGGAAACCACAGCUCUAACACUCACUUCCCAAGCGCAGAAACUGCCCCUCACAUCACGAGACAAAGAGAACAGAAAAACCCUGGCCAGGCACCCCUGUGCAGAAACAUACUUUGGUAACCAGAAUUGAAGCCUGACAUGCAAGGGUGUGCGCAGAAUGGCUGUUAAAUGUUGAAUGCAGAAUGUGUGUCAACUGGAUUUGGGGGAAUUCUUCUGUUUCCCAGGGAGCUAUUAAUAUCGGACAGGUCUCACUUCCAUCGUUAAUCCCUUGAGCUGCAGCGCUGUUGGUGUCCCAGUGUGAAGCUCAUGUGUGGAGUGCCACGGUACAAUUAGAUGACAGAUGGACAGUGUGACAAAAGUGCCAGAAAGGAUUGGGCCUCACUGUGAGAGUCAGCCUGGAUUCAAAGUGUUGACAAGUUGCUGAAAAGGAAGCCAGUGGGAAGACUGUGGCACGCAGAGGAAGUGGAACCCUGUCUUCAGUCACACCAUUGAUGGAGGACAGAUGGACAGCUGUAUGGCCAAUCACCUCUCCUCUUAAACCUUUGGAGAGUGGUCCUUUGUCUUCUGCUGGACACAUAAUAGGAAUUCUGACACACUCUUUGAAUUCACUUUUCAUAAAAACGUAAAAUCAGACUGCUCUGUAUAACCAGGCUCAACUGUUACAUGGUAGCAGAUUUGCAAACAUGAGUGCUGAGGGGUACCAGUACAGAGCGCUGUAUGAUUAUAAAAAGGAAAGAGAAGAAGAUAUUGACUUGCACUUGGGUGACAUAUUGACUGUGAAUAAAGGUUCUUUAGUAGCUCAUGGAUUCACUGAUGGACAGGAGUCCAGGCCUGAAGAAAUUGGCUGGUUAAAUGGCUAUAACGAAACCACAGGGGAAAGGGGGGACUUUCCAGGAACUUAUGUAGAAUAUAUUGGAAGGAAAAAAAUCUCGCCUCCCACACCAAAGCCCCGGCCACCUCGUCCUCUUCCUGUUGCACCAGGUUCUUCCAAAACUGAAGCAGAUGUGGAGCAGCAAGCUUUGACUCUUCCGGAUCUUACAGAGCAGUUUGCCCCUCCUGACAUCGCCCCGCCUCUUCUUAUCAAGCUUGUGGAAGCCAUUGAAAAGAAAGGUCUGGAAUGUUCAACUUUAUACAGAACACAGAGCUCCAGCAACCUGGCAGAAUUACGACAGCUUCUUGAUUGUGAUGCGGCCUCUGUGGACUUGGAAAUGAUAGAUGUGCACAUUUUGGCAGACGCUUUCAAACGCUAUCUCCUGGACUUACCAAAUCCUGUCAUUCCAGCAGCCGUUUAUAGUGAAAUGAUUUCUUUAGCUCAAGAAGUACAAAGCUCCGAAGAAUAUGUUCAGCUAUUGAAGAAGCUUAUUAGGUCACCUAGCAUACCUCAUCAGUAUUGGCUUACGCUUCAGUAUUUGUUAAAACAUUUCUUCAAGCUCUCUCAAACGUCCAGCAAAAAUCUAUUGAAUGCAAGAGUUCUCUCUGAAAUUUUCAGCCCUAUGCUUUUCAGAUUCUCAGCAUCCAGCUCUGAUAAUAUUGAAAACCUCAUAAAAGUUAUAGAAAUUUUAAUCUCAACUGAAUGGAAUGAACGACAGCCUGCACCAGCACUGCCUCCUAAACCACCAAAACCCACUACUGUAACCAACAACGGUAUGAAUAACAAUAUGUCCUUACAAGAUGCUGAAUGGUACUGGGGAGAUAUCUCAAGGGAAGAAGUGAAUGAAAAACUUCGAGAUACAGCAGAUGGGACCUUUUUGGUACGAGAUGCGUCUACUAAAAUGCAUGGCGAUUAUACUCUUACACUAAGGAAAGGGGGAAAUAACAAAUUAAUCAAAAUAUUUCAUCGAGAUGGAAAAUAUGGCUUCUCUGACCCAUUAACCUUCAAUUCUGUGGUUGAACUAAUAAACCACUACCGGAAUGAAUCUCUAGCUCAGUAUAAUCCCAAAUUGGAUGUGAAAUUGCUUUAUCCAGUAUCCAAAUACCAACAGGAUCAAGUUGUCAAAGAAGAUAAUAUUGAAGCUGUAGGGAAAAAAUUACAUGAAUAUAACACUCAGUUUCAAGAAAAAAGUCGGGAAUAUGAUAGGUUAUAUGAAGAAUAUACCCGUACAUCCCAGGAAAUCCAAAUGAAAAGGACAGCUAUUGAAGCAUUUAAUGAAACCAUAAAAAUAUUUGAAGAGCAGUGCCAGACCCAAGAGCGGUACAGCAAAGAAUACAUAGAAAAGUUUAAACGUGAAGGGAAUGAGAAAGAAAUACAAAGGAUUAUGCAUAAUUAUGAUAAGUUGAAGUCUCGAAUCAGUGAAAUUAUUGACAGUAGAAGAAGAUUGGAAGAAGACUUGAAGAAGCAGGCGGCUGAGUAUAGAGAAAUUGACAAACGUAUGAACAGCAUUAAACCAGACCUUAUCCAGCUGAGAAAGACAAGAGACCAAUACUUGAUGUGGUUAACUCAAAAAGGUGUUCGGCAAAAGAAGUUAAAUGAGUGGCUGGGCAAUGAAAACACUGAAGACCAAUAUUCAUUGGUGGAAGAUGAUGAAGAUUUGCCCCAUCAUGAUGAGAAGACGUGGAAUGUCGGAAGCAGCAACAGAAACAAAGCUGAAAACCUGUUGCGAGGGAAGCGAGAUGGCACUUUUCUUGUCCGGGAGAGCAGUAAACAGGGCUGCUACGCCUGCUCUGUAGUGGUGGAUGGCGAAGUAAAGCAUUGUGUCAUAAACAAAACAGCGACUGGCUAUGGCUUUGCCGAGCCCUAUAACUUGUACAGCUCUCUGAAAGAACUGGUGCUACAUUACCAACACACCUCCCUUGUUCAGCACAACGACUCCCUCAACGUCACACUAGCCUACCCAGUAUAUGCACAGCAGAGGCGAUGAAGCGCUUACUCUCUGAUCCUUCUCCUGAAGUUCAGCCACCCUGAGGCCUCUGGAAAGCAAAGGGCUCCUCUCCAGUCUGAUCUGUGAAUUGAGCUGCAGAAACGAAGCCAUCUAUCUGCAGAUGGGACUAGAGCUUUCUUUCACAAAAAAAGAAGUAGGGGAAGACAUGCAGCCUAGGGCUGUGUGAUGACCACACGUUUCUAAGCUGGAGUGCUUAUCCUUUCUUUCUUUUUCUUUUUUUUCUUUGGUUUAAUUUAAAGCCACAACCACAAAGAGAAAAAGAAAUGCAAAAAUCUCUGCCUGCAGGGACAAAGAGGCCUUUAACCAUGGUGCUUGUUAAUGCUUUCUGAAGCUUUACCAGCUGAAAGUUGGGACACGGGAGACCAGAGGAGAGAGAGGCAGAAGAACCCUGGCCUGAGAUAGUUCAGUCCAGCCUGGUUUAGCCUGGAUGUUGCUGUGCACGGUGGAGCCAGACACGUCGCACUGUGGAUUAUUUCAUUUUCUAACAAAUGAAUGAUAUGUAGCAGAAAGGCACUUCCACUCGCAAGGGACACUUUGGGAGAAUGUCAGUUCACGUAUGUUCAGAAGAAAUUGUGUCAUAGAAAGUGCCAGAAAGUGUUUAAACUUGUCAAAAAAACAAAAACCCAGCAACAGAAAGAUGGAGUUUGGAAAAGACUUAAAAUGACAUUCAGUAUAUAAAAUAUGUACAUAAUAUUGGAUGACUAACUAUCAAAUAGAUGGAUUUGUAUCAAUACCAAAUAGCUUCUGUUUUGUUUUGCUGAAGGCUAAAUUCACAGUGCUAUGCAAUUCUUAAUUUUCAUUAAGUUGUUAUUUCAGUUUUAAAUGUACCUACCUUCAGAAUAAGCUUCCCCACCCCAGUUUUUGUUGCUUGAAAAUAUUGUCCCGGAUAUUUUUGUUAAUAUUCAUUUUUGUUAUCCUUUUUUUAAAAGAAGUGUACAGGAUGCCAGUAAAAAAAAAAAAAAAAUGGCUUCAGAAUUAAAACUAUGAACUAUUUUACAGUUUUUCUUGUACAGAGUCCUUGGCUGUUAGCCCAAGGUUAAAAAGUUCCUAACAGAUUUUUUUGGACUGUUUUGUUGGGCAGUGCCUGAUAAGCUUCAAAGCUGCUUUAUUCAAUAAAAAAAGAAAUGAAAAAGAUAUAUGAAUAUGACAAAGUAUUGCUGAGUCCAACAAUGUUGAUUUCAGACUCAAAAUACGGUACCUGGCAAUGUUUAUUUCAUAAAGAAUUGUGAACUUCUUGAAUCUAGGGAGGGGGAUGUAGUGAAGGGAUGUAUCAGGUGGGGUGGUGGGAGGGGAGGCAAAGUUGUAUGCACUUUCUCUUUCUCAUGAUUUAGAGAGAUGAAUAACUGCAAAGUGAAGUUGCUUCUUCUACUUCAGUCUUUUCUCACUUUGAUUUGCUAGUUGUUAUCAAUUAAUUAAUGACAAUUACAAAUCUACUGUAACUCUAACACAGUGUGGCUGGUCAGGUAUAUCAGUUCUUAUGAAGGAAAUGCCGAGUUUGUUUAGAACACUGGUUUAAAGGGAUAAUCUCUGUCACGUUAGACUCCAUUACGACCAGCAGAUACUCAUCUUAGGAAAAGCAUGAUCUGAAAUAAUACUUUUAGUGGGAUGUUGGUUACUUUCCUAGCUUUCCAUUUGGUUUAGAACAUAAAGCAAAUAGACACAAUCAUACUGUCACUGCUCUGGGCUGUGGAGCUUGCUCACAUCAUGGCCAUUGCAGGAACCCAAGGCAGUCCUUAUUCAUCCAAAUCACUGUAUGUGCUUCACCACGGAGAAAAGGAAGCAUAAUCUUUCCAGUUUAGGGCAAGAGAGAGCAGCGUCUCUCCCUGAUUUAGAUAGGCAAAAGCUGGUAUGUUCAGUAGGAGCUGUACAUGUGUUGGAAUAAAGACUAAUGAGUGACCCUAAUCAUGCUCACUACCCUAGCAGGUUAAAUAAAAUCCUGCAAUUUUAAAUUUCCCUUUCUCCAUAUUAGAUGUACCCACAGCUAUGUUUCUGUUCAAGUACUAGGGUGAGGGUUUUCUGUUACUUUGUUUUUUAAUGUUGUUCCUUUUGAAAGGAUCAGUCUUGCAGCUGAGUGAAUCAUCUGUAGAAUGUAUUAUUAUUUUUCCUCUUUACAUGAAGUUACUCAUACUUAAGCAAAAGUCAGUCUUACAGCAAGACAGUCCUCAAACUUGACUUUCCUGAUCUGACCAUCUCCCUCUCAUCGCCAGACAACUGACGAUUUCCCUGGUUUUAGUCUGUGUCUCUGCUCUAAAAUUAUUGUGGUGAUACCCUUCCAGAUCACACAGAAGUCUAACAGUUAAUUAGUGGAUAGUUUUUAAACUAGGUUUGUGGGUAUUUUUUUUGGGGGGGGGUAGCAAAUGUAUGCUAUUACAUACAAAUAAGUUUUCUAAAAUACAAGAUCUGGGAUUGAAUAUUUUUAUUAAAAGCUACAGUUUUGUGAAUGUUUUUGCGUCAACAUUCUUUGCAAGAGGACAUGGUAUUUAGGCAGUUGCCUUAUUUUUGCAUCUCACAAACGUAAGUGCAAUAGAUCUUUCAUUGAACAGCAAAGUAGGAUCCAUCAUUCCAUACGACUGAGUUACACCAGACCUAGUCUGCCCAAUGCCUUGGUUGCAGCGUAGCUUGCCCACAGCAUUUGUCAUUUUAGAUAUUUGGCCAGCCGGGCACUCUGGGUUUUAUCAGACAGCCUCCUAACAACACCGUAUGAACGGCUGAGUAUGAAUAGACACAGCAGAGGCACUCCUGAUACGUGAUUUUAUCCAUGCAUCAGUUUUUCCACCCAGUGUAGCAUCCUGAAGAUAAAGCCAGAAGCUAAGCUGCAGUGAGGCUGUGAUAGGGCAUAGAAGUGGGAGCAUUGGAACCUCACGUUACAUACACGAGAUCAUAACCACGUGAAAAGGCAAAAAGCAUGUGUUUGCAACAUCUGACAACUUCACGGCCUUUGAUAUAUGUAUAUAUGUAUAUGUGCAUGGACUGUGUUUCCAGUACACCUUUCAGCCAAAACAGAUCCACAGUAGUUGAGUUCAAGUACAUAACAAGCAAAUGUCUAGUACAAUUCUUAUAUAUGUGUAUGGGCUUUUUUCCCUUUGAAGUUGCUUUGUUUUGUCUUACAAAGAUGAAAAUUGUUUGCAAGUGAAGUGAGAAGUUUGUAUUUCUUUGGCUUUUUUGUGUUUUUAAAAGCUACGCCUUUUAGGGAGCUGGUCUGGAUGACUUGCUUAGCUUGGAAAUCCUUGUUCUUAGUGUGUCGAGUCAAAAUGUGUUUAUGUGAGCUGUCACUGUGGGGAACCAAUUGCUUUGUCAUAUAACUGGUUAUGAACUGGUAACAUGUUUGGGAAGUCCUACUGAUGUUCCUCUGAAAGAAAAGUUCUGCUGGUUUUAACAACUGUGCUUUUGCUAUGCAUGGUAUCCAGGUUAGUUAAAAAGCAGACCCUGAGAUCUGUUUUCAGUUUAGAGUCAUUUCAGAAAGGGGCAGUUUAAAGCACAAUGUCUCACAUGGGACAAAGUUCCAAAAUGCUAAAUUCUUAUUUUUUAAAAAUCUAGUUCUAUAAAAUAUUGGUAUUAUGGGUGGGGAGGAAAUGGAAUUGAGUCAAUUAGAAUGACUAUCCAACUUAACAUGAAACUUGUCACCAUGAGAUAGCAUUAGCUGCCCAGGAUGCUGCUAUAUAUAUAUAUAUAUACAUAUAUAUAUAUAUAUUAAAAAAAAAAGCAAAACAAAAAAACUCAUUUAUACCUGUGUAUUUUUUAAAGCUACAAUCUGUUCAAUGUUUUUACAAAUCUGUUUAUAUGACAUUGUUAAAAUAAAGUUGGUCUUUUGACGAGAGGGAGGAUGUCAUGGUCAGUUGUAAUUUUGCCUUCACAAGGCAACUGGGGUGGGGGGUGGGGGGUAGUGUGCCUCCUUGACAUUUUGUUCAAGUUAUAGAUUCAAUGGAGCUACGUCUUGUUUUCAGUUGCUUUAAUGCAUUGUAUUAGAUCUUCAAACAGAAUAAAGGUUGUUUUGAAACUUAA
Messenger RNA from Callithrix jacchus (white-tufted-ear marmoset), 7091 nucleotides. It is a transcript of the gene PIK3R1, whose product is annotated as phosphoinositide-3-kinase regulatory subunit 1. NCBI's taxonomy places the organism in Eukaryota, Metazoa, Chordata, Mammalia, Primates, Cebidae. Gene Ontology annotation, cellular component: phosphatidylinositol 3-kinase complex. Gene Ontology annotation, biological process: phosphatidylinositol phosphate biosynthetic process; insulin receptor signaling pathway. The record is from RefSeq and is a predicted model, not a curated record. Gene Ontology annotation, molecular function: 1-phosphatidylinositol-3-kinase regulator activity; protein binding.